AAGUAGAAAGACUGCACAUGUUUCGGAGUGGCAACCAUUUUAUUUCUAAUACAACUACCGAGGUUCGUAACUGAAAGUAGGCCUAACCCUAAAAUUAAACGAAUUAGGUAAAACAAUGAGUUUUAUACAGGUUUCCGAAGAAGAAAACGACGAAAUAAUCGAGCUACCAUGUGAAGAUGAUGGAACUCUCCUUUUAUCUACGUUAUCUGCUCAAUUUCCUGGAACUUCUGGAUUGAAAUAUCGUAAUCCAGAUUCUGGUGGCGCACUACGUGGAGUGCGACUUGUAAAAGGAAGAUUUUAUCCUCCUGAUGCUGGAUGGGGAAAUCAAGUAUAUAUUUGUGUAUUUCCAAAAGUGGAAAACAAACGUAAGUCAGAUGAACAGUUGGAAAAUAGCACUGCCAAAACAAAAAGGAUGGAGAGUAUACAUAAGUGUUCCGACCUUAUUGUGCUUGGAUUGCCUUGGAAAACUACAGAACAGGACCUGAAGCAGUAUUUUGAAGCUUAUGGAGAAGUUUUAAUGGCACAAGUUAAAAAGGAUCCUAAAACUGGUAAAUCAAAAGGGUUUGGUUUCAUGAGGUUUGGAAAUUAUGAAUCUCAGGUUCGUGUACUAUCAAAACGUCACAUGAUUGAUGGAAGAUGGUGUGAUGUGAAGAUACCAAAUUCAAAGCAAGAUGGCCAAGCAACAGAACUCAAUAGGAAGGUGUUUGUUGGUCGCUGCACUGAGGACCUUGCAGCAGAUGACCUCCGAGAGUUUUUCUCCAAAUUUGGUGAGGUAACUGAUGUAUUUAUCCCAAAACCAUUCCGGGCUUUUGCCUUUGUGACCUUCAUGGAUCCAGAGGUGGCCCAAAGCCUGUGUGGGGAGGAUCAUAUCAUUAAAGGCACUAGUAUUCAUGUUAGCAAUGCUAUGCCUAAGAAUGAGUCUGGAGGUCGCCAUGGACGUAUACUUGGGCGAAUGAAUGGUCCAGGGAAUCACAGUGGAAUGGGUGGCGUACAAAUGAGAGGGUUUGGAGGUGGUUUAGGACAAAAUAGUCCUUUUGUUGGUGGUCAGAUGCCUCAACAUGGGAAUAUGGGAAUGGGUGGUGGUGGUAUGUGGAACCAAGGAGGGGGUGGAGGGAAUCGUAGUGCAAAUUUAUCUAAUUUAGCAGCCCUUGGAAAUAGUUUAGGCUUAGGAACAAUGGGAACUGGAGGAAAUCAGCCUGGGGGUCAGGGAAAUACUGGUGGUCAGGGAGGGGUCAAUACCAUACCUCCUACACUUAGUAUGGAUGCACUCAACCUUGGAGCAGCCAUACCGUUAGGUUCAGCCAUGGUUGCAGCGGCCCUAGGACAAGCGGGUCUCGGAUUGUUUCGAGGGAAUUUUCAGUCGGCAACAAUGGGUCAAGCAGAAAAUCAAGGGAUAGGGAAUCCCCAGAAUCCCCAUAUUCCAAAUACAACAUCAGCACCAUCACAUGUUACAGCAGGUGGGGGAAAUGCUCAGAGGUCAGGGUUUCUAGAAUGGAUGAAUCAAACCCAGGGUUCAGGGGAUGCAAGCAACAGCAAUCCAGGACAAUGGCCUCAGCGAGAGGUAAAACAAGGGUUUGGAAUGUCAGUGUCCCCAUGAAAGUAGCUAGUGUAUGAGUGGAACAGUGUGUUGGUAUGUGUGAAUCUGUCUUAAUAUGUGAAAUGUCUCAUUGUGUGAAGAAUUGAGGUAAAUGUGCUCAUCUUGUACUGGUUUAACUUUUCAUUCAUUGUGUUCUAAUCCUUUAAGCACCAUAAAUAUUUAUCUCACUUAUGCCUUAUCAGAAUGUUUUACUGAAGGAAGAGAUAUUUAAUAACCCUUUUUUUAUCCCAGGGCAACACUAUGGCUACAUAUAUAUUUAUAUUCAUAAAAUUAAUAACUAAGAAACAAAACUAUUUCUGAAACAUGGAAUUUCAAACACGAAGCAUGAUAACCAUGGACCUAAAAAAAGGUUUCACAUGCUUAUUAGCAUAAUGCUCAAUGAAAGAACUAGUGAGUAUUUGUCUCGCUGUAUUUUUCUGUUAAGUUCUGUAAUUCUUUUAUAAGUUGUAUGCAGGUAUAUAAAAAACCAAUGACCUAUAAGAUCAUACUGGAAUGAAGUUUCCAUAAGAACUAUUAGUUUCAAAUUCCAAGCACAUUUUUUCUUCUGAAGUGAAAGGGUACUACCAAACUAAUUAUUUCAAGAAACUAAACAGGCAUUUAUGAUUUUAUUAGCUCUAGAAGAAUGGAGGCUGUAAAACAAAAAAAUGCAGCGAGUUCUUUUUGAUGGCAUAUGGCACAGCCAAUUUAGAUAAGUUCACUGUUUUCAAUCUAGUUGAUCUAGAAAUAAGCAACAAAUAUCAAUAAGGAUCAUAGUUUUGUAGCUUUGUUUUGUACAAUGACAAGUUUUACCUACAAGGGUGGAAAAUGUGAAUAUUUCUACUUCCAAAUAAAAAUUACAAUUGGGGGUACAAAAGUCAAUAUCACAAUUAGUUUCAUUUUGUAGAUAAUUUGAGGGAAAUAUCAAACAGAAUUUGUUAACACUUAAUAAUGUUAUUUGCCCUAUUAAAAAAACAAAAAACAUGACAUACUGGACUGGUAAGGGUUAUAGAGUUCGGCUGAACAAAUGAUCCAUUCUGUUGUUUAAAACAGUCAUAAACAGAAAUGGGUUUACUUCUUCUUACUAUGAAUUUGCAGUAAAAGAUCUUAUCAUAAACAAGUUUUCCAGUUAGAAAUAUCUGUAUGUUUAGGGGAAAAAAUUUCUUUAGCAAUUUUUGAAAUAUUCUGGUUUCUUUGUAAUGUUUAAAGCCAAAAUGGAAAAUUGUAAAACAUCUUCUGUUGUAAAGUCUGAUGUGUAAUCUGUUGAAAAAAGUGCUGUGUUGAGAUUUCUUUAAUAUUUUUUUGUCUAAUGCUGAUGAUUUUAUAUUUUGGAAUUCACAUGAUCCAUCUUGUAUCACAGUGUGAUACUUGACUGAAUUCAAUUGGCCCAUGUUAGUACGCUGAUGCAUACUUGCCCAUUACGAAAGAUUAAAAAAAUAAAACUUUUUCUGAUAUAUCUUCUUUUGCUAAUUGUUAGUUAUUAACAAAAAUAUAUUGAAAGAAGAAUGAUAUAACUUUUAAAAGAUAACAAGGAAAUGUUAUUGUAAUAUGAAAUACUGCUAAAGCAAGAAACUUUAAAUUACAAUUUUCAAGUCUUUUUAUUAUUAUUAAUCCAUGUUUUUUGACAAUUAUUUUGUUUCUUGCAUUUUAGUUAUGUGUUUGUACUUUUCUUAUGUGUCAUACCACACGAUGCACACUUUUUUAUAAUGUAGGGUGUGUUUCUAUUAGUUAUUGUUGAAAAUUGACAUAUAGAGUAAGUGUGGUUUGGAUACUGGAUAAAAUUAUAGUACGUUAACCUUGCAAGUUCGACUGUAACAUCUAAUUGUGUAUUUGGUGAGAAGCAUAGUUAUGUACCUGCACAUUAGCUAAUAUUACUUACACGUUUACCGAGAGCAUUUUACAGAUGAUUUUUAUGUUUAAACCAAGUGAACUGAUAUUGUUUGUAGCACAGGUAGUACCUACUUUACACGUUUUUAAUUGAACAACAUAAACUUGUUUCACACUUCUUAUAAAUAAAGAUUAGCUUAUGCACUUAAAUGUCAGAGGUGAAAGCACUAAAUUUUGAAUUUUAAAACUGAAAAGUGACACAUGAGAGUUAAAGUGUAAUGGAUUGUGUAAAGCUUCUUUUUUUUUUUAGUGUGUGUGUGUGCAAAGAACAUAGUUAUAACAAGUUCCUAUGUUUACUUAUCUGGAUGGUGCACCAUACAAAGGGCCCAGACUACAACCAUCCUUAUGGAAUCUUCUCAUUUUAGUACUCUGUUUUUCUAAGUAGUCUGCCUCAUUCGAUUGUUGUAUGGUUAAAAAACAUUAAUCUAUUCUGGAAUGUUAACCAUGAAGCAUGUUUACCAUAUGUACUUGUGUAUGGUGUUUGAAACUAGUUAAAAAGGUUGAAUCUAAAUAUGAUUUCAUUAUUGUGUUUUUCUCUCUCCUUUGUAUGUCUUAGAUUAGUUUUUGUUGCACAGAUAUUUGAAAUUUUUGAACUAAAGAAAAAUCGUUUAGAAAUCAUUUUAUGAUAUUGACUGAGGAAAGUUUGAAACUGUCAGAUUUAAUGCUACAGGUUUUUAUUUUUUUGCAGUUUAAUUUGCUUUCUGAUUACAUGAUAAUAUGGUUGUGUGAUGAUCAACAUAAAAAUUCACUUGAAGAUAUUUGGAGAUAAUCCAAAUUGUAGUGGUUGACGAAAGUGUAGAUCUGUGGAUGUAGAUUGUAACACAGUGUAAUGAUCAUAUAUAUAUAUAUUAUCAGCCUCAUAUAAUAUUUAAUCAACAUGAUUAGCAGAAAAGAGUUUUAACUGAUGCAGUUUGAAGUGUGUAACAUUUGAAAAUUUAGAACUUCAUUUUGGUUACUUAAUUAAUUGCAUUACUUAAGAAAAAAGGUGUCUUUCAGAACCUUUAAUUUAAUUAAGUACAGUAGAUUGAAAGGAAAUUUGCUAUUGAGUAUGCAUGUUGUAUGAAGCAAAUGAGUGAUUUUUUUGUGUAUAAAGUGUUUGAUAAUUUGGAAGUCAGCUAUACCUUCUUGGAAAAUAUGGUUUCAGAUGUUUCUUCAGACUGAAAUAAGAGGAUCUAUUAGAAUUUUCAAACGGUUAGAAGUCUGUAUGAAAAAUAUACUUUUUGUCAAUUUUGAUUGGAUGACAGGUGUGAUUUACAGCUGUCUUUUUUUGUUACUUUUCUAAUCCUGAAUGUUUGAUAAAAAAAAAUUCUUUAAUAUCAAAUACAGUCAAACCUAUUAAUAAGGACAUCUUGAACCCUUCUCCCCCCCCCCCCUUCCCCAGUUCACAUUCUUUUCUACUACAGUAAGUGUAACCCAAUUUGUUUUGAAUGUUGCUGGAGAGAAGGGAAUCUUAUGAAUAAGAGAUGAAAAAUGUUUGGGUCUGAUGGCCUAGUUGCAAAAAAAAUUAGAAUAUUUGUUUAUGAAUUUCUAUUAUACUUUAAAGUGAGUUGAGUUAGGCAUUAUGAGGUAUUGAAAGAUGACCACUCUAACAGGUUUGUCUGUAUAUUGUUUGUUUCUAUGAACAUAACACUCACUGGUAUGUAGUGCUACUUAUUUAUUGUGUGGUAUUCUCUUCUCUGUGAAAAUGUAUGCAGUGAUAUCAGAUGUGUGUACAAUAUUUAAAUAAAACUUAAUUAAAGCUAUUUGAAGGCUAAUUCAAACUGAGUGUGAAAAGAGAAGCAUGUAUAAAAAUGAGAUGUACAUGUACACAUAGUCAAUGAGAAAAUAUUUUCUUUGUUUGUAAGUGAUGAUUCAAAAGUUAAUCACUUUUAAAAUUUGAACAUUGAAUAGAUUUGGAAAUUUUGGUCAUGAGAUAUAAAAGAGUGUUAUGAGCAGAACAGUGUAUGGCUCAAAAGUAUUUUGUAAAAGGACCAAUCUCAUUUGGUGUAACUAUUUGUUGUUAAAUUCAAUACUGACUUGUGGCAAAGGUUAUUUCUACAAAGGAAAUUUUACUUGUAAUUGAUUUGUUUCAGAAUUUGUUACAUUUGUGUUGUCUGGUAUAUUGCUUCGACCUUGGAUAGAACUUAGUACUGAGAAUGAAAUAAUCCAUAUAAUUUCAUGUUUGUCAGCUUUUUCUAGGUUAGAUGAUCAUUCUUAUAAAUAUGUCUAAUAAAAUGCUGUGAUCUGUGUGUGAUUAAGUUGCUGUAAAAUAAGAUAAGUUGUAGCAUUUUGUAUGUUUUCAGUUAAUAGUAUAAUGACUCGUACCUCUAGUUUCAAAACACUUAUGUCGAGGGUUGCAUGGUUUUAACUGAUUCAUGCUUGGCUGACAUGUUGUUUUGAAAGUAUGAGCUCAAGUGUAGAGGACAGCAAGAAAUUAGACUUAAGGUAUGGGAAAUGAAUUCUUUGUUUCAAAGUCACAAGUAGAAGACAGAAAGUUUCCUCGUGUUUGUGUGACAAAUUUUGCUGAUAGUGUUAUCCCAGACACAGACAUGAAAUCUAUUAUACCCUGUUGUCUUUCUUUGUUAACUAAAAAAUUGGAAUGUUGAAAACAUCAUGGUUAUGUGCAAAAAAUCUAGUAUAAGUGUGCUUGAGGUUGUCUACAACUGGAGAUGUGUCAUGCAGCAGAGCGGUGGUCUUGUGCGGAAUCCUGAAUGUAAAGAAACUUGAGUGUUGGAAUGUGUGUAGUUUUGCUUUUCUUCAAUAAAACUGACUGUUCUGGAUAAGAAUGGCUGUUGUCUUGUGUGCAUUUAAACAUCUCCUUUGCAGCAAUGGUAUACAAGUUUAUUUUUAUUGCAUGUAACUAAUUAUUUACAGAUUUUAAUUUCGCAACUUGCUGUUAAAUAUUUACGACUCUAAAAGCUACAAAUCCAACAGAUUCAAGAUUUUACCAUAUUUAAUAUUCUUUUGAAAUGAUGCAUAUACAUGAAAACGUAUUAGUUGUAAAACCACCUGUUAAGUUAGAAGGGGUUGUGUCAUUAUGGAUAGUACAACUACCUCUCAGCAACAGACAGUUGGAAACCUAUAUUUGUGUACUGUAUUUAAUUAUUACACUAAAAAACAUUCAACAACUGCUGAAAAAAAGACCCAUUAACCUCAAAAUUUGUGAUACAAGGAUGAUAAAAUGCAAUCACUAAUAUCAUGAAUGCAUACCAGAAAGAUACAUUCAAAGGUAUUUAGGACAAACCAAAUUGUCUCACAUGACAUUCUUUACAUUAAUGUCAUAUGAGAUAUGAAUUUAACGUUGGAAUAAUUUUUGAUAACGAAUUUUCUGCAUGUUAUUACAUGGAACUAAUAUUGUAUGAAAUAUCAUUAAAGAGCAUAUUUCAUUUAUAUUGUGUCCAAAAUGGUUUAAAGAUGUCUUCUGAGUUGUAUAAAAAGUAUAAUUGUAUAUUAUGAUUGCAAAAUUUUGAGAACAAUUUUUAUUUAUAGUAAAGUUUUACGUUGGGUUCAUCAACAUGGUACUUUUUAAGGAUUGAGUGCCAUGUUUAUGUGAAUACUUAUUAAUUGUACUUUUCCUCCUUUCUUUUUGAAGGCAGCAGUUAUACAUAAAAAUUAUUAACUGAAUGCUUGUUUUAAUAAAGGUAAAAAAAAUUAAUUUUAUGGAUAUCUGUUCCCAAAUUUGAUCUGAUUUUAAAGGCAUAUGUAUUUAAGUAUGCAAUAGUAGUGUAAGAAAGUUAGAUCUGUGAUAUUACCUAGUCUAAUAACUAGAUGUACUGGGAGAUUAUCUGUUAUUUUUUAUUAAAACUAUGUUAAUCUGAUAGUAAAAAAAAGCAUUUAUUAGCAAUGAACUUCACAACGUUUUGUAUUACCUAUCACCUGGCAAGUAGUUUUAACUCUUUUAACCCCAUAAUUUUUUGCAUGUUCUGCUGGAGUUAUUUUCAUGAUGUCCUAAUAAUUAUCACCAUACCUUAUAAAAUUUCCAGUCUAUUUAUAAAAGGUGGAUAAUAAUAUGGCUUGGAUUAGUUUUCAGCCAAAGAAACAUAAAUUUAUCAGACAUUGUUACUGUCUGAUGGGUAAAUCAGGAUUUAUGGCCUGAUGCUGGUAGCAUCUGCUCGAGUUUGAGGGGUUACGAGCUAUUUUAAAUCUGAACAGGUAAAUUACUAAAAGCCACACAGGCUACUUUAAGAUUUAAUUUUUAUUAAAAAGUAGAAUUGCUUAAAAGAGCAAUAGUAAAGUAGUGUUAUAUAAAAGUUGAUUUGAGAAUGAGAUGUUACACAAUGAAAAGAUGUGACUGUUCAUUUUGGCAAAAUCUGCGUAUGGCUUACCUACAAGUCAUGUUCAUUGUAGUUUUUCAUCAUAUGACCUCGAAGGCCAUUGUGCUUCAUUGGUCUGUUAGUGUUAGCUUGGAGUUAAAUUUCAGACGAACUGAAAAAAGCUAGCCCCAAUGGUCAUUAAAAACACCAGUAUCAUUUGCAACAUAUUUAUUAUAGAAACUGAUUAUUUUUUUUAUUAUUUAUGGUAUUAGUUAUACCACUAUUAAUGUUAUUUUCACUUGAAAUAUAAUGUUACAGUAACUACUUAUAGGCUAAUAUACUCUGUACUAGUUGAUUAUAAUGUUUUUUGAGAAUUUUGUUUCUUGUUUGUGUUAGUAUUUUAGCACCAACAGUAUUACCAUUAAAUAUGUCCAUUUAUACGAACAACAAAAAUAGUUGUUUUUUAUGGACUAUGUAUUUUAAUGACCCAGUUAUGUUUGAAGUUUAUUCUUUAAAUAUUUCUCUCUGUAUAUUUGUGUCCAAUGUAAUAAUGUACAGUUUGGUUUUUAUUUUUUUAUUAAUUCAUUAGUUGUGUAGGUUGGUUUUAUGUAUUUAAUAAUUAUUAUUUUUCCUCCUCCUCCUCCUUCACAUGGUGGUUAGGGUAUUCCACUCCCAAUCUACAUCUAACAAGAUCAAAAUUAGGCACUGCAUGUGCUCAAACCUUCAGUCAUAAUUAUAGUAUUACGAUAAUUCCCACUAUUAAAGAGUUGGCAUUUGAUGCUACUGGCUAGUUACCUUCGUUUGUGUCAGAAAUACAAAAUUAGGGACAGCAGCGGAUAGCCUCAGUAACUUUGCUAUAAACAUAACAUUUUUAUUUUUUUGUUCCUGCUACUAGUACUUCAAGCUAAUUACUAUGAUAACUAUUUCCUUAAUUAUAAGCUAUGUUUUGAUGUUUCGUAUUUACAAUAGUUGAUGUAGGGAUUUGUAUUGCUUAUUUUAAUAUCUUUAUAAAUAUGAUCCUAUUUUUAGAACAUUGAUGGCAUAUUGCUAGCAUUAAAGCUGCUUGGGAAGAUGUUAAUGCCACAUCUUACAUGUAAACAGUAAUUUUUGGUCUUUUUUUAUUAUUAUUAUUAUAAGUAAAAGUACCCACCCACAGUGACAGGAAAAGGUUAAGUUAAUCUAUCAAGUUAAAUUAUUUCAUGGACUUUAAAAUGGUUAAUUGUGUUGCACUCUUGGUUUCACUCAGAGCCAAAGUUCUGAUCUACUUAUACCGCCCACUGCAAAAAGUAAACGUUGAGCAUUUCAGUCAUUCUAAAAGCCACUCAGGAAUAAUAUACGGUAAAUCUACAUUUUUAUCUUUAAAUUAUGUCACAUUUUUGAAAAGUGGGUGAUAGUGUGAUUAAUUCCUAACAAUUUAAUGAAAAUAUUCCUAUUUGUGAAAUAAAAUUUGGCAUCAACAUUAUUCAUACCUGUUCUCCCGUCAUUUCAGAAAUGAAUGUUGGGCUUUGCCUGUGAGCGCAGCUUUUAAAACAGGAGACAGAUACUGCAGUUCACAAUGUAUAUAUUUAGUCAUAAACAGAUAAGUAUAUUAGAUGAAAUUUACUCACAGUUUUCAAGGUAUUUAAAAGAGCAAUUCUUUUU
Messenger RNA from Limulus polyphemus (Atlantic horseshoe crab), 9333 nucleotides. RefSeq names its product TAR DNA-binding protein 43-like. The record is from RefSeq and is a predicted model, not a curated record. Gene Ontology annotation, biological process: regulation of gene expression. Gene Ontology annotation, molecular function: RNA binding. The transcript has 4 exons. Lineage: Eukaryota; Metazoa; Arthropoda; Merostomata; Xiphosura; Limulidae. Bases 116 to 1597 code for a protein of 493 amino acids. Gene Ontology annotation, cellular component: nucleoplasm.